Messenger RNA from Zygosaccharomyces rouxii, 690 nucleotides. It is a transcript of the gene CAX4, whose product is annotated as dolichyldiphosphatase. The coding region runs from base 1 to 690 and encodes 229 amino acids. Lineage: Eukaryota; Fungi; Ascomycota; Saccharomycetes; Saccharomycetales; Saccharomycetaceae. The transcript has a single exon. The record is from RefSeq and is a predicted model, not a curated record. Gene Ontology annotation, molecular function: sphingosine-1-phosphate phosphatase activity.
AUGUCUUUUAAUCCUAACCUCAUUCCCUUUGAUGAUACCUACAUCCUCUACGAUAAGACUGAUCCAAUCUCGUUCUUAGCAGCCUAUUUUUCACUUUUGCCGAUUGGUGUCUUGAUAUUUGAAUUCUCAUGGUUCAUCAUAACUAGAGAAUUAGAGGCAUGCAUUAUGGCAGCUGGCCAGGUUGCCAAUGAAAUUUUCAACAACAUUGUCAAGGAUAUAAUAAAACAACCGAGACCGUUUACGUUUGGUGAUUCAUUUCAGCAAGAUACAGUUAGGUCCGGUUAUGGUAUGCCCAGUGCGCAUUCUCAGUUUAUGGGAUUUUUCGCUGCUUAUACAAGUCUUCGGUAUCUAUACUGUUGGAAGUCACUCACUCACAAGAAACGGUUAGCAGGUUGUGGUUUUGUUCUUACUUUGGCUACAUGCGUUUGUUUUUCGAGAGCUUAUUUGAAAUAUCAUUCCAUUGGACAAGUAUUGGUCGGAUUUACUCUGGGAGGUGCCCUAGGUUCCACGUAUUACGUGGUUGUAUCGAUCAUAAGGGAGGUCGGUCUAAUAGACUGGUUACUCACUUGGCGUAUAUGCGAUUACCUGCAUGUUAAGGAUUCAUGCAAUUUAGCGCCAAUAACUUUGAAGGAAGAAAAGGAUGCAUAUUACCGCAGGUUAGCCGUGAUGAAGAAUUCAAAGCUGGAAUGA